CCCGCUUAGUUACCGAUAAGGCAGCAGCGAAGUAGGGUGUGCUUAAACGUGCAUAAAAAAAGUGAUAGUCCAUAGCGCAAACCAUGGCUCCUGUUCUAGCAUACUGGGACAUAAGAGGGUUGGCUCAACCCAUCCGCUUGCUGCUCGAGUAUACGGGCACCAAGUUCGAAGACAAGUACUACGUUUGCGGUGAAGCUCCUAACUAUGACAAGUCUUGCUGGUUCGACGUGAAACACACGCUCGACCUCGACUUUCCUAACUUGCCAUAUUACAUCGACGGCUCGGUGCGGCUGACGGAGAGCGGUGCCAUCCUGCGCUACAUCGCGCGUCAGCACGACCUGCUGGGCAAGACUGAGGAGGAGAAGUAUAGAACCGACUUGCUGGAAUGUGUCUUGAAUGACUUCAGGAAGACAUUUGUCUCGCUCUGUUAUGGGGCUGAUUUUGAAACCAAGAAAACUACCUACCUAGAAACACUCCCGGCUAAGUUGAAGCAGUUUUCAGAUUUUUUGGGUUCAAGGAAGUGGUUUUCCGGCGAAAACUUAACCUUCGCUGAUUUCAUCGCGUACGAGAUGUUCGACCAGCACCUGCUGCUGGCCCCGGACUGUCUCAAGCAAUUCGGGAAUCUUGAAGCGUUCGUCACGAACUUCAGGGAGCUUGACGCAAUCAAGGCGUACCUCCCAUCGCCGCGCUGCAUCAAGACUCGUCUUAACAACCGCAUGGCAAAGUUCGGUAGCGGAGUCUGAGGGCAUCCUGCGUUCGGUGUUUGCGCUUCACUGGUGGAACUUUACUGCGAUUUUUGGUUAAUAAACAUUACUGAAA
Hyalella azteca is the source of this 819-nucleotide messenger RNA. RefSeq names its product glutathione S-transferase Mu 5. Gene Ontology annotation, biological process: glutathione metabolic process. Gene Ontology annotation, molecular function: glutathione transferase activity. The coding region runs from base 84 to 743 and encodes 219 amino acids. The transcript is spliced from 5 exons. NCBI's taxonomy places the organism in Eukaryota, Metazoa, Arthropoda, Malacostraca, Amphipoda, Hyalellidae. The record is from RefSeq and is a predicted model, not a curated record.